Hemicordylus capensis (graceful crag lizard) is the source of this 1128-nucleotide messenger RNA. It is a transcript of the gene ATOH7, whose product is annotated as atonal bHLH transcription factor 7. The transcript has a single exon. Gene Ontology annotation, molecular function: protein dimerization activity. The record is from RefSeq and is a predicted model, not a curated record. Bases 664 to 1110 code for a protein of 148 amino acids. NCBI's taxonomy places the organism in Eukaryota, Metazoa, Chordata, Lepidosauria, Squamata, Cordylidae. Gene Ontology annotation, biological process: regulation of DNA-templated transcription; neural retina development.
UUCCCAGGGUGGGAAGGUGCUGGGAUGGAAACAUAGGGCCACCCACCCACCUGCUGCCACCUGUUCAGCUUUUGCUUUACUUCUAUAAAGACUUCCCUCGCCUUCAACUUCUGCUCACUGACCAGCAGUAGCAACUGAGGAAGGAGCAAGAGUUCUUUCUCUUCGCUUGAGGUUAACACUGUAUCAUUAUAAACAAUCGAUUGCCCUGGAGAGGAAGGUGUUCUUCAUCAUCCAGUUCUAAUGAACAAUUAAUUGGAAUAGACUUUUUUCUUUUCUUUAGACACUUCUGGAUUUUAUAGACUCGCCCCCCCCUUUUUGGGGGGUCAAUGUACAACCUGAAUUUUUGACAGCGGUGUUGCCAUUUGUUUACCUAUCUGUCAAACGGAGAGAAAUGAAGAAUGAAAGCAUCCAGCUAAUUGUGAAGUACACGUCUGCUUUCAGGCUCUGAUUUAAGAAGCAAGGGAUUAUUUCAGAUCUCAGUGUGUUGUGGAAAUUCUGGGAAGAUGCUAUUUUUGAAAAGAAGCCCAUCUCCUUGAACUCAGGGGAAAGCUGUUUCUCUCUUUUUAAAAAAAAGAAACCCACAAUUUUAGCAAUCGUAAGAAUUUUCCAGCUGCUAACAAAUAUUUAUUGGCUACAAUUCCUCCCCUCGCAAAAGCGUAACACAUGAAGCCCUGCAAACUGAAUAGCAACAUGGAUUCUGGCUUGGAAGCAGAUACCCAGUGUAGAAGCGGGACAGUCUGUGCUGUGAAGUGCGGCUCUGAACGCUUGGAGAGUGUGGCCAAGCGGAGGCUGGCUGCUAAUGCCAGGGAACGGCGAAGGAUGCAAGGGCUCAAUACUGCCUUUGACCGCCUACGCAAAGUGGUCCCCCAGUGGGGACAAGACAAAAAGCUCUCCAAGUACGAGACCCUUCAGAUGGCCCUGAGUUACAUCAUGGCUCUGACGAGGAUCCUCGCUGAAGCUGAGAGAUACAGUGCUGAGAAAGACUGGAUUAACUUCCACUGUGAGCAUUUCCACCAGGAGAGUUGCCAUGCUUAUACCGGAGAGAAGUUGGCAGCUGAGGUUGACCCUUAUGCUCAGAGGCUUUUCAGUUUCCAACCAGACCACUACUAAAUUAAGAGAUCACUGUGA